Molecule: messenger RNA, 1007 nt
Organism: Eupeodes corollae
Lineage: Eukaryota; Metazoa; Arthropoda; Insecta; Diptera; Syrphidae
Exons: 1
Coding region: 117-902 (261 amino acids)
Source: RefSeq, a predicted model, not a curated record
AUAUUUUAUUAAGUAUUUUGUCAAACGAAACAAUUAACACACAAUUUUUAUAUUUCGAACACAAUUUAUUUAGUAUUUACACAUCUACAAAUUUUGUUAAAAAUAUUUUUCUUUAAAUGAGUGAAAGACGAAAUGACUUCUUACGCACAGUUGUCAAACCAACUGAAUCCUCGGGUUAUAUGCAAGAUGGCCAUCAAUCAAAGAUUCAACAACAAAGAUAUAUCGAAAACAGAAAACAGAAUUUCGAUCCGCGAUAUGGAGACCAAAUGAAAUAUAUCGAAGAAACAAUGAACCAUCGAAGUUGCUACAAUAACAUUCAGGAAAAUAAUCAUUAUCGUGACUUUCAACAACUUCAGCAGGAGGCAAAUCGAGGAGGUGGAGGUGAUUAUAGAGACAAUCCGAGUGUAAGCAAACAAAACUACUUCCAGGAUGAAUACCCCCAACAUAAGAAGUCACAAACUGACUUUAAGGACAUUAAGUCAGACGAAACAUUUUUUCCGGGACUCAGUGAUCGCAGUGAUAGCACUAAGCAAACCGCUAUCAAAAAGCAAAUUACCAACAGAAAACAAUUGUAUGAUUUAGUGGGAUCGAAGGCAAGUUUGCAUAAAGAUAUCGAUGAAUCCAUCACAAAUGUUAACAACCACGCUACGAAAACUUAUAGACGACCUGAAAAACCACUAAAUUCAAAGUUACAAUAUUCGGUAAGUGAGGAAGAUCUGCUACCAUGCUCGACAUGUCAAUCUGCUGAAUUGAUCAAUGAGAAAUUUAUCCAUCCGAUGAUAAAGAAGUUUCGUUUGCUGUAUUUGCAUAAUAUCAAGGAAGAAGUUGGAAUUAUGGAAGACUUGGAGACUCUGCCAAAUAAGUUGGCUAAAUUUUGUCAGGAAAUGGAAAAUAACUUAUAGAGCAACCUCUAUUGAGCAAUUUAAAAUAAUUAAAUUCAAAAUAGACGUUAUAUUUAAGGGAAAUGGAUUUUGGUUUAAAUAAAUCAUAGUUUUGCAGAUACAAAA